CAGCACGGGAUACAGAGCUCGUAUUGGUGCCAGAGCCCCUAUCGGCGUCAGAGCUCACUCUGCUGCCAGUAUUUACUCCUACUCCAGAGGCCCCCUCCGCGACAGAAGAGUUUUCUUCGAUGCCAGAACCCACUCAAUUGAAUCCCACGGUCGCGUCAGAGUGUGCACCUGAACCCUCACCGAUUUCAGAGCUAAAAGCCGUGCCCACACCACGCAACGAAGUUGCUACGCACGCUAUGAACGAUGUGAGGGCACUCGACGAAGCCGCUGCCACCGCUGACGCCAAGCUGCACGAGAACGAAAAAUCUGUCGAGGAGAAGACGACCGACCGUGCCGAUGCCAAGACCGACGCAACAAACAGCGACACUAAAGCUGACGCGAAGGCAAAGCACGAACGAUCUCCAGCACCCGCCGCCAAAGAUACAGUCGACAACCACUCGAAUCGAACCGCCGAGCUCGUCGCUGACGCCAAGGCAUCGGCCGACCUUCCAGACGCUGACGAGAAGCCAUCGUCCUCCAGCCAUCCAGUGCCAGAGACUGACGCCAAGGCAGCCAGCGCGACCAAGACCGACGACGAGCGCGAUGCAAAGACGACCAAAUUGCGACCUCGGGCAGCAUCUGCGGCCGAGACGUACUCGGUAGCAAACUUGUACCCUGUCAAGUGGGACGACCCGACAGCCGCUGCUGUUCCAUCACUGCGUCGCACGAGCACCAAACCGACCGCGACAGGGCUUUCUGCGACAGUGCCAGUGGUCAAGAAACGAAGCACGUCGGCCAACGCGGCGAGCAGUACUCUAGUUCAGCUGCGCCAGUCGCAGCUGCAGCACGCAACCGAAGUCGCGCGUCUCAAGACACUGCUCGACUGCGUGACGCAGGAGCGAGACGUGGCACUCGCACGUGCCCAGCGGACACACGAGACGCUCCAAGCCAAGACGGACGGCCAGGAACAGCUGCACCUCCAGGCGGCGACCGCGAUCGCGGAGCGCGACGCUUUGCAAGCCCACUGCAAGACGCUGCAGGAGGCGAUCCGGAAAGAGCAAGUGGCGGCCGAAGACGCGAGGAAGCGCACGGCUACGUACCAAACCGACAUCCAUCAGCUCAAGGCCAAGUGGAGUGUGUGCCAGGGUCAGAUUGCGGCGCUCGAGUCGGAGAAGACUGCGCUCGCAGCUGCCGCCGAGACGUCCAAGCACGAGGUGUACCGCGUGCAAGCCGCCCACGAGAAAGCGAUGGCGCGCAUCGCCAAGCUCCAAAAAGACAUCUCGCUCGCGAGCACAGCCCACGCAUCCGAGCGCGCGAGUUGGAAGCGCAAGAUCGAGACGCUGAGCGCCGACGCCAAAGCCACCGCGGUGCGGCUUCAGCACGAAGCGACCAGCGACAUGCAGCUCAAGCUCCAGAGCGCGACGAUGGUUGGCGAGAAGGCGCGGCGGGAGAAAGACGAGGCGACCGAGACUCUGCGACGACGCACGCAACUGCUCGAGUCCAAGCUCGAGACGGCGACGGAUCGAAUUCGGGUACUUGAAGCGCAGCUCAAGGUCGCCGCGAUGGCCACCAAGAAGCACACGGCGGCACUGGACCUACAGAGCGCCAACAAGCGCCUCGAGACAGAGCUCCAUCAGCUCCGACGCUGUGUAGCGCUCCAGCAGAAAAAGGCGCCGCUUCGCGCAACAGCGCCAGCGGCACCACCCCGACGCGACCUCGUCACGAUGUUGCCACCGGCGCCAAGUCGCGUCAUGACGGUUGACACGGCCGUGCAAGCAGUGAUCGAUGAGGCGUCGGAAUCGGAGAGCGCACGGGUAGCGGAUCUCGAAGCGGCGCUCGCAAGACUCGAGGGCGUCGUCGCGGGCAAGACGGAACAGCUCACGUCCCUACGCGAGCUGCACGCGCAGGAGCUGCAGGUGCAAGCCAGGGCCUUCCUCGCGCGACUAGGGUCCACGAGCUAACACGCAG
Saprolegnia parasitica CBS 223.65 is the source of this 1947-nucleotide messenger RNA. RefSeq lists its product as hypothetical. The coding region runs from base 120 to 1940 and encodes 606 amino acids. Lineage: Eukaryota; Oomycota; Saprolegniomycetes; Saprolegniales; Saprolegniaceae. The transcript has 4 exons. The record is from RefSeq and is a predicted model, not a curated record.